Messenger RNA from Stylonychia lemnae, 489 nucleotides. The record is from the annotation of a GenBank genome assembly. Lineage: Eukaryota; Ciliophora; Spirotrichea; Sporadotrichida; Oxytrichidae.
AUGGGAGCUAUAUGUUGUUCAAAUUCACUUGAUAGGAAAGACGAUUCCUAUUAUGAGCCGAAUUAUAGCAGAUUUUAAAAUUCUAAUAGUUAUAAAAGACAACAUUAAAAACUUUCAUCACCAGGUAAGCCAACUGGAGAUUCAGAUGCAUUCUGGGAAUUAACAGACGAUUUAAUUAAUAAGCAUGAGACAGAUAUUAUGUUUAUAUGCAAUUACCAAGGUUUCAAGCCUAUUUUGAACACAUUGCAAGUAAAAGUUAAUGUAAAUGAUGAUUAUCCUCCACUUGAUGAUGUUAUCAGAACUAAUAUAGUAUUAGGCUUUCAUAAAUUUGAGGUUAUUCCAGAUACUUGUCAAGUAAAGGCUACAUUACUGCUUCAGAUUGAUUUGAAGAAUCCCGAUCUUGAGCUUACUUAAUACGAGGAUAUGAAUUUAGAAAUGGAGGCUGCAGAAUCUGCAGGAAGAAUUCACAUGAGACUAGUUAGUGAAUGA